CGAGAUUUGGAGGUGUGUCUGGUGGCAAUGGGAAAGUGAAAGAAGAACUGACAACUUUUUGCGACAUCGUGUUUUAAGUAAAUAUAAGCAGAUUUCAGGUCCUUUGCGACAGACGAGAAGAGAGGUCUGAAGAAGAGAACGAUAUUUGGAAGAAUGCCUAUAACCAGACAGAUUUUGCCCCCCAUUGACUACCAUUCUUCUUCAGUUUCUACAGGCAAAAAGUGCAAUAACUGCUUUUAUUAUAAAACAUUCACUGCAGAAAACAAGUUUUCAGUAUGGAGUCAGUAGGAGUGAAUGUGAUGGAAGCGGCCGCUCUUGGGAGACCAUUUCAGCUGGGUAUGCUUUACGACUGCAGGAAAGAUGCUCUGGUGCCAGGAAUCACAUUGUGGAAUCAAGAGAAGCUCCAGAAGAGUAUUCGAUCUCGUCCCCAAAUUAAUACAGAUUUUAAAGUUACAGCUUCAGACUCGAUUGACGAAAAAUCUCAUUUAUUGAACAUUGACGGCUCUUUGAAAUUGAGUCUGUUGGGUGGAUUGAUCAACGUGACCGGAGCAGCCAAAUAUCUCAAUGACACCAAGAAGUCUUUCAUUCAGCAGAGACUGACUUUACAUUAUCAUUCAACUACCAGAUUUGAAGAACUGACCAUGAACCAUUUAGCACCUGAAAAUAUAGCUCAUCCUGAUGUGUUUGAUCGUGACACAGCGACACACGUGGUGACAGCAGUGCUGUAUGGAGCGGACGCCUGCUUUCUGUUUGACAGAGAGGUUUCUUCAGACGAGAACAAAACUACAGUAGAAGGAGAAGUGAAGGCAGCGUUUGACAAACUUAAAUUCAUUACAGUAGAUGUGAAGGCCAAUCUAAACAUGUCUGACGUUCAGAGGGAAGCAGUGGAUAAAUUCACUGUCACAUUCUAUGGUGAUAUUCAGUUACCAUCUAAUCCCACCUCUUUUGAAGAUGCUUUGAAGGUUUUCGCUGAUCUUCCAAAACUGUUGGGAGGAAACAGAGAUCUUGCGGUCCCGCUGAGAGUUUGGCUGUAUCCUCUAAACAAACUUCACUCAAGAGCUUCAAAACUUCUGAAAGAAAUCAGCCUUGAUCUAAUCAGUGAAUUAGAAUCAAUAUUAGAGAGUUUAAAUACAACUGAGAUCAAAUGCUGUGAUCUUCUGAGAGAUUCACCUGCUUUAGCUUUACCUGAAUUUCAUAAUCAAAUAAAAGACAUGAAGAAGAACUGUUACACGUACAAGACGAGACUCAUGAAGAAACUUGGUUCUCUGUUGCCUCAAAUCCGUGGAGAUCAAAUAGAAGACUCUGCACUGAAUGAUCUUCUGAAUGAUCAUGAUAAAUCUCCAUUCAGAGAAAGAGACCUGUCAGAAUGGCUGAAGGAGAGAGAGAGAGAGUCAAAGGUCAUGAAAACAUUACUCAGACAGCUGAAGGAUUCUGGUGCGACGGUAGAAGACAACCUACAGGCAAUCUUGAUGGAUCUAAACAUUGGAACUGUGGUUAGUUACACGUUCACAUCAUUGGACUGGUCAGAUGUGCUUCUUCCUAAACAAAAGGCUUAUCUGGGAUCUUCAAGAAGUGGAAACUCCAAUGACCCUGAGUCUGAGAAGAACUUGUCUUGGCUCACUCCUGCCAUCCACAAGACUAUGAGGAAUAACCUGGAUAUAUUUAAGAAAUUAAUUGAUUUAAAAAAACAUGAACCAGUAAAGUUUGUUGUGUCGUCAAAACAAAUGAAGAAUCAUCCAGGUUCCUGCGUUCUCCUGUAUGAAGAUGGAUGUGUUGAAGGUGUUUGCCUUGUUAAUCCAUCCAAACCAGAUCCUCCAAAAGCAGAGGUCAAAGAUGACAGUGUGAUUAUAAAUGUGGCAGACUCAACAUGUCCCGCUACAGAGGAACUAAAGUUACUGUACAAAAUGAAGGAUGAUCAGGACUGGACAUCUCAACCCGUGCUGAAGAGCCAAAAUACUGUAACACUGACUGAUCUGAGAGCAGGCACAGAGUAUGAGAUUAAAUGUGCAGCGGUUGGGAAACUCAGUUACACCACUGAAUCAGAUGUCAUCACUGUUAUCAAGAGUCACCAGACCCAUUCAGCGAGGAGCAACUCUUCAGUUCCUUAUGGAUUGACAAAUCAAGGAAUGACAUGCUACUUGAAUAUUGUUCUGCAGACACUUUUCAUGACAAUAAAAUAUAGAAAACAACUGCUGAGCCUGAAAAAAGAUGUCACUGGUGCACCCCCAGAGGAAGACAUCUCAAAGACACUGGCUGAAUUCUUCAAGGAACUUGAGGAUAAACGACCAAACAUUGACACAAGAAAGAUCAUACAGGCUCUGCACAUCACAAAUGUUCGUGAGCAGCAUGAUGCAGCAGAAUUCCUGCAGAUGAUAUUGCACAAAACUCCUGAGCCAUCAAAGGUUUUUAUGGGUAUCGUGGAAACUACUACAACAUGCUUUAUGUGCAAUAAUGCAAAUAGGGCAAGAACAGAGUUUCUGUCUAUACCCUUGUCAACUGAUGACAAAGGGAAGAAUGAUGUGAACAGAGCUUUGUUAGAGUACCAGGAAGUCCAUAUGAUGUGUGGAGAUGAUCAACUUUACUGUGUUGAAUGUGACUCACUGAGGGACAUGGAAACUGCAAACAUCAUUAUAGAAUGGCCAGAUAUUUUGAUUCUGCAGCUGAAAAGAUUUGAGGUCGUUGACUCCGUCUGGUCAAGAGUUCCUUAUCGAGAAAAUGAAUAUAAAGAUAAUAUUCCGUCUGAUCUUGAGAUUAAUUCUCAGAAGUAUGAGCUGUAUGUCAUCAUCAACCACCGCGGCUCACACAGUGGCGGUCAUUAUGAUGCAUUAAUUAAAGACGAGACUGAAAACUGGUAUCAUUGCGAUGAUAAAAGAGUUGUAAAGUGUUCUUCAAAAACCAACAAGCUGUUUGAGGACAGAUGUAUGUCAGCAUAUCUGCUGUUUUACAGAAGACAGGGAAUAAUCCGAAACCAAACAAGAUGAAGACGACACCUGAAGAGCAGAAUAUGUUUGUUUAAGACUGAAUCUGGAACCAUUUGGAAGCAUCAGUAACCAGAAAUUCCCACACCUCAACAUAUGAAUGUGCCAGAUCCCUACGCUCUGCAAACGAACGACGUCUUGUGGUGCCAUCCCAAAAAGGUAAAAAAAUCGCUCUCACGAACCUUCUCUGGAUCUGUUCCACAUUCGUGGAAUGAUCUCCCUGCUGCUACAAGAUCAACAGAUUCUGUGGCCAUCUUUAAGAAUCGGCUGAAAACGCAUCUCUCCUGUCAGCACCUGACCAAUCAUUUCUGAUUUCUGUUUCUUUUCUACUCUAUCUAAAAAAAAAAUUUUUUUGCUGUGAACUUAGCUCUGUACACUGUAGUAGGCUUUGUGAGACAUGUUUUUAUUGCACUUAUUUUUUUAGUUUUCCUAAUGUUGACCCAAUUGCUUCCAUUGUUUACCCAACUAGUAUGUCGCUUUGGAUAAAAGCAUCAGCUAAAUGACUAAAUGUAAUGUAAAUGUGAACUGUAAAAAUGUUCCGUAAUUUUUACGGAAAAAUAACGGCAGCUGUGGUGGCCAGUAAAAUCCGUGAAAAAUACAGGAAAAGAAUGUAAACAGCUUAGCAGUUUAAAACUUCAGGGCACAAACUUCAAGCUGUGUAUGAACUUAAUACAUUUGUGUCUUUUAUAUUAACAGCAUUUCUUUAUAUAAAAUGAAAACUUGGUCCAAAUGCAUAAAAGUGAAUACAUUACAUUUACGUAAUUUAUUUAUUUGUAAUUCAUUAUUAAAUCAUCAAACAUUCAGCAUGACGUUAGCAUCUCAUUGCCUGACCUUGACUUAAACACAUACUCCACUCUUCAGCAUAGUGGUGACCCACAAAACAUUUAAUAUCAGAAAAGAAAAGAGAAAAUACAAAUUCCGUAGCUUUUACGGAAAAAUACCCAAAGUUGUGGUUUGGGUUUUUAAUCAUCCAAUCAAUUCACAGUGGAAAGCAUUAGCCACACCCACUAUUCAUCUUGGAAAUAUGUUGGAAUACUGAAGACGAUCACCACUUCUGCUUAACAGGGACUGCAGCACAACAUCAAUGACUUGAUGUUUUAUUGUUCUUUAAAGUUCACCUUUAUUGUGAUCAGUAUUUGCUUUAGUUGGGCUCUUUCAUCCUUCAUAUGUAAAAUUCCAGUUUUCUUUUAGCUACUAUGACAGUGUUUUAUAUAAAACAUAGUUUUGUAGCAAAUAACAUCAUAAGAAAGUGUGAUAAGAUUCUUUCACAAGCUUUUUCUCUGAGGAUUUUCUAUCACUCUUUGGGUUUUUGAUACAACAGUCUGGUUGAAUUUAUAUUUCAGAUUCAAAUAUCCUGCAACAAUCAAUAUAGAAAGUUUUUGAGCGGUCAAAAGGUUUUGAUUUGGUCAAAAUUUGGUCUUUGACUCCGACAUCAACAAUCAAUGUAUGAAUCUCAACGGUGGUGACCAACAAAGGAAAAGCUUACAGCUGCAAUGCAUGCUGGGAGUCAGGAAAGAGUUUUGUGCUUGGAUGAAACCCAGAUUGCAUUGCCUUUAUCUUAAGAGGUUUUUUUGGUUGUCACCAUUGUUGAGACAAACUGUUUUAUUCUUGAUGUCUGCCAGAAAAUUUUUUAUGUGAUUGACGUGCUGUUAAAGACCUUCAGUAUAUUAUUUAAUUUCAUACUAUAUCAUAAAUGAGGACAACAAAUUACUUUGAAUCACUACCUAAACUCUAAAACACUCCCAACUAAAGAAGAUAUUGCAGUAAAAAGCUGAAUUUUUUUCCACCUGUUUUGGUGUCUGUUCCAACACAUAGAUAUUAAAACUAGGGAAAGACUUAACAUAAGAAGCAAAGGGUCAAGAUCCCAACUAAAGUAAACACUCAUCACCAUAAUGGUUACUCAACAAAACCAUAAAUAUGUAAACUUGUGUUAAUUCUCCAUUAGAACUUUUGUAGACGUGCAACAGAAAUAAAGUGACAGUGGUGUCAGUAAGUGAAGGUGCUAAGUGUUUGUGGAGUUGAAAAAAUUACUGUUAAUUUCCCAGAGAAAUUGACAGUGUUUUCCGUAUUUUUACAGACGUUUUUGACACCAGUUUUCUCUGUGAAAACUACAGAAUUCACUGUUAAUUUCAUAGGCAUUUUUUACAGGGGUUUUCCAUAAAAACAAUGGAAUUUUUGCUGUUAAUUUUAUAGACAAUUUUACAGUGUUUUUCCGUAUUUUUAUGGACGCUUUCUGAUAACAGGUUUUUUGUGUGAAAACAAGAGAAUUUUACUGUUAAUUUCAUGGGCAUUUUUUACAGUGUGUCUUGAUUUUGCCAGGUAUGAUAAACUUUGUGGUAUUAUUUUAUUCUUAUACUAUGUUGUUAAUCUUUGGUUAUUAAGUUUUUAUCUUUGUAUGUGAAUUCUAUGAUUUUAAUUGAUGCUGUACCUGACUGUCAUAAUAAAUUGUUAUUGAUUUAUUAAGAAAUCUUCAGUGUUAUUACCAGUUGAUUGAAAGGAGCCUGUUUUGUUACCGAAAAAUCGAUAUGUCAGUAUCAAAAAUACUAGAAUUUUUAUUAUAGAUGGGGCAUUACUAUAGCUCACAUGUUACAGAUAUCCACCUUUCAUCUGGCUUAGCAAGUUGAAUGAUCGUGACUAAAAUAACUAUUGCUAUUUUUCUGAGAAAGCAUGUAGCAACCAGACUUUAAAUUGGAGUCAGAUCGGUCUUAACCAUGGAGUCAUGUACAUUGAACCAAAUUAUUACAAUUCUGUUUUUAAAUAACUACAUGUACUGUAGAAACCCAGCAGGAAGUGUAGUGUUUGAAAAGGGUUCAAAUAAAAUGCUCUCAGUGUGGGCGGCCUGAUCUUGUGAAGGCUGUGGCUUUCAAAGUUCCCCCUGGUAAGUGUGAGAAUUCGGGUUUUGCCUCUGUCCCACACAUAUUGUAUGAAAUGUAUUUCAAUUAUUAUUGUACAUGCAUUAUGUCUAACGUUACUUUGGUUCAAGUGCUGACCAAGUUAACAGAAUGCCUUAUAUGUACUUGUACUGCCUUAUAUGUACUUGUACUGCCUUAUAUGUACUUGUACUGCCUUAUAUGUACUUAUAAGAAGUUAUAAGAGCAAGGAACAAGGAACUAACCCACGUGAAUAAU
This is a messenger RNA of Triplophysa dalaica, 6106 nucleotides long. Its product is annotated as stonustoxin subunit beta-like. Gene Ontology annotation, molecular function: cysteine-type deubiquitinase activity; protein binding. Gene Ontology annotation, biological process: protein deubiquitination. The transcript has 16 exons. The record is from RefSeq and is a predicted model, not a curated record. NCBI's taxonomy places the organism in Eukaryota, Metazoa, Chordata, Actinopteri, Cypriniformes, Nemacheilidae. Bases 276 to 2981 code for a protein of 901 amino acids.